AUAAAACCCCUUUUUGAGUUUUUUCUCCAUUCACAGAAACAUUUCUGAAACAAAUCAAAUAACGUUAAAGAAUUCCGAACGUUAAAAUUCAUUAUAGCUUCCCCCAAAACUCAAAACAGAAGGAACGGAUACAUGGCAUGUACCGUUGCGAUUAGCUCACCGGUCUUCUCGCCUUCCAGAAUUUCAGUCCACUGCAAAGCCGCCGGCGCCGCAUCUUCCUCGUCGCCGGAGGCUCUGACCCGCUCACUCUCUCCUUCAUCCGUCACAUCUCCGUCUUCGCCUUUGCGGGUUCUCCGUGCCUCGAAGCCGCAUCCGAGUGGAUUGAUUCGACCUUCUACUUCUGACUGUUCUUCUUCGACCUCCUCCACUGUUUGGAAGCGAAAUCGGCCGGGGAGGUUGGAUAUCCCCAACGUUCCGGUGACCUUUGGGGACUGGCCGGACGCAGGAACUGCUAUGGGAGAAGAUCUGGUGGAGUUUGAAGGAGAUGGGUACUCUGUGUGCUGUAAACGGGGGAAGAGAAGAAGGGCUAUUGAAGAUCGGUACUCGGCUAUGGUCAAUCUCCGGGGAGAUUGUAAUCAGGCUGUUUUUGGUGUAUUUGAUGGGCAUGGAGGAGCAAGUGCGGCCGAGUAUGCAUCACAAAACUUGGUCAAGAACAUCUGGGAUGAAAUAGAAAAGAGCAGUGACAAUGAUGACGAAAUUAAGGAGGCAGUGAAGAAUGGUUACUUGAAAACAGAUACUGAAUUCUUGAAGCAAGAUCUACAAGGUGGAUCUUGCUGUGUUACAGCAUUUAUUAGUAACAGCAAUCUUGUGGUUUCCAAUGCUGGGGAUUGUCGAGCUGUUGUGAGCAAUGGUGGCAUUGGAGAAGCUCUUACUUCUGAUCAUCGACCUUCAAGAACGGAUGAAAAGGAACGCAUUGAGGCUUUGGGUGGCUUUGUAGGCUAUAGUCGUGGUGUGUGCAGAAUCCAGGGAUCUCUAGCAGUGUCUAGAAGCAUUGGGGACCGGUCACUCAAGCAAUGGGUUAUUGCAGAACCAGAAACGAGGGUAAUCACCCUUCAUUCUCAACUGGAGUUCUUGAUCCUUGCUUCUGAUGGCUUAUGGGAUAAGGUAAUUUGCAGUUUUCAUGCCAACUAUUGAUUUCACCUCUUUAAACAGUCUUCAGUGAUGUAGUUAUAACUUAUAAUAUGUUUAUUGCUCCUAAUUUAACCAUUUAACUCUAACUUCGGGUAAGUCUAUAUGAAUAUAAUAAUGCCAAAAUUGCAUUUUGAAGAAAAAAAUGAAAAAUAUAUAAUUAGAAUUUGUAAGAAAUACGGAGUAGCAUUCUGUCAAAAAUAUAAUGAAAUCGCCUUGUAGCACUUAGCACUAACUUGCUGGAUUCUAGGGCUGAAUUCUUUGUGCUGAAUUCUUCAAUACCCGAUGAGGCGAUAACCCACCGACCGACUGUAGGGCUAAAUUCUCUAUAUUUUAGAAUAAUCGGUCUAAAUUGGCAAAACAUAUUUUAACGGUGCUAUUUUUUUUCUAACGCUAUGGUUACGAACUUGAAAUGCAUUUACCUACUAACUAUAGAAAGCUCUCAUCUCACAGGAGCUAAGGAUUCCAAUUUUGCCUUGUUAGGUGGUCUAGUUGCCCGAUCUAGCCCUAGUAAAUUUUGCAGCUCUGGUUUUACCUUAUGUGACUAAUUUACCAACUUUGCUCAUCAGGUUAGCACACAAGAAGCAGUAGACGUUGCCCGGCCUUUCUGCAUUGGCUCCGAUAAGCCCCAACUGUUGUCAUGCUGCAACAAACUGGUCGAUCUUUCGGUUUCUAGAGGUUCUUGGGAUGACGUGAGUGUGAUGCUAAUUGCAUUGGGAAAAUUUUGUAGCAACACAUAACCGUCGAAACCUAUAAAGGCUGAGUAACACUUCUGAGCUAUGUUCUACAAAUAUUGCCAUUUCUUGAAACAGUGAUGACAUCUCUCUGACUGAAAGAUGAUAAAAGCAAGACUAGUUUAGAAGAUUCAUUUAUUAGGGGCCUGUAUUUUGGCCUGUGAUUUCACCAUUAUUAUACAUUCUUUUAUUCAUUUAUAUAUAAAGUAAAUAACCGCUAUUAGUGUUUUUAUUAUUGC
Molecule: messenger RNA, 2101 nt
Organism: Cuscuta epithymum
Lineage: Eukaryota; Viridiplantae; Streptophyta; Magnoliopsida; Solanales; Convolvulaceae
Source: the annotation of a GenBank genome assembly